UCAGGAACAGGGGUUAACCCCGGAAGGCAGUGGCAAGAUGGCGUCCCUGGAUCGGGUGAAGGUACUGGUGUUGGGAGACUCAGGUGUUGGUAAAUCUUCACUAGUUCAUCUUCUGUGCCAAAAUCAAGUGCUGGGAAAUCCAUCAUGGACUGUGGGCUGCUCAGUAGAUGUCAGAGUUCAUGACUACAAAGAAGGAACCCCAGUAGAGAAGACCUACUAUAUAGAAUUAUGGGAUGUUGGAGGUUCUGUGGGCAGUGCCAGCAGUGUGAAAAGCACAAGAGCAGUAUUCUACAACUCUAUAAAUGGUAUUAUUUUAGUACAUGACUUAACAAAUAAGAAGUCAUCCCAAAACUUGUAUCGUUGGUCAUCAGAAGCUCUCAACAAGGAUUUGGUGCCAACUGGAGUCUUGGUAACAAAUGGGGAUUAUGACCAGGAACAGUUUGCUGAAAACCAAAUCCCACUGUUGGUAAUAGGGACUAAACUGGAUCAGAUUCAUGAAACCAAGCGCCAUGAAGUUUUAACUAGGACUGCUUUCCUGGCUGAGGAUUUCAAUGCAGAAGAGAUUAAUUUGGAUUGCACAAAUCCACGGUACUUAGCUGCUGGUUCUUCUAAUGCUGUCAAGCUCAGUAGGUUUUUUGAUAAGGUCAUAGAAAAGAGAUACUUUUUAAGAGACAGUAAUCAGAUUCCAGGCUUUCCUGAUCGAAAGAGGUUUUGGGGAGGAACAUUAAAGGGCCUUCAUUAUGACUGAAUUGUAUGCAUCCUUUGGAAGAGUGAGAAAGCAGUGGCAAUUUUUCACAGCAUUCUUCUUGCUGUGUCAAUUAUUAAUGUCUCAGCCUUUUAAUGAAAUCAUCUUAAAAUGCCACCCUUCACCCUCACCCUUUAAUGGAAAACUAAAAGGAACUGACAGUGCGGGAGGUCUGAACUUUGUCCCCAUUCUCUCUGUUUCUCACCUUUCUGUCCCUGUUUAUAGAUUAUGUAAAAGCCUUAUGGAAAUACGAGAUGUUGUCAAAAUGAUGCAGCAAAUGAGCAGUGACAGAGUGCUGCAGAGAAAAUUUACUCCUGCCUAGAACUGGAGCGUUUUUUUUGGGUCUGUAAUUUUCCCACACGUCUUGCUGAAGGCUUAAUUAAGUACUUUAAAAAUGUAUCUCUAUUGUUUUACCUUCUGGAGGGGAAAGGUUAUGUUAACCAGCCCUGAGUUGUCUACCCCAAACAAUCUUUGUCAUUUUCAAAGAAGCAAAAUCGUGUUAUUUAAUUAUCUCCACCCUCAUCACACACAAGGAUGCCUAAUAAUAGCAACCCUUGUUCCCUCUCCUCUCCUUUGCAAAUGGUUCAGUGGCUGGAAGAGGAGGACUAAUGGCUGGAGUUAAAUAUAAAUAGAUUAAUAAUACAUAGAGAAGAGCGGUACCAGAAAAGAAGAAUUCUGCAAGAAAUUGACAGCUCACUAAAUCCUUCACUGUUUAGGUUAAAGCUGUCCGCACAAUCACUGUUGUCUGUUUGGAAAUGGUUAGGGUGAAAUCUAAGACCUGCACAAAGGCAGUAAGAAAGAUUUGUAGCCUCUUCAGGUUUCCUUGUUUUUUAAAGGAAAAGUUAACUCCUGAAAUGUCUCUUAACUAUAGUCUAUAAACUAAAAAUAUUAUUCUUUGUGUCAAUAAUGUAUUUAUGGAGAGAAGUAAAAAUAAGUUCCAUAGCAACACAUUUACAUGAAUUAUAGAUUAGAAUUCUUGGAUUUCAUAAGCCAGAAUUUUGGGAUGGUGGUGUGUGUAUAUGCAUAAUUGUUUGUUACUUUUUUUACCCAUCUUUUUUGCUUCUUUAAUUCUCUCUGCCCUGGUUGUUGUUAAGUAUAUAAUCCUGGUUUCCAAAAACUGUAAUUUGCUGUCUUAUUCAAAAACACCUUUUUACCCACAUCCUGUCUCUGACUCUGCUGUGGGUCUCUGCACUCCUGAUUUUGCUCUAUAUUAAAAUAUAAUAAUAAUAUUAAA
Eptesicus fuscus (big brown bat) is the source of this 1979-nucleotide messenger RNA. RefSeq names its product RAB, member of RAS oncogene family like 3 (gene RABL3). Lineage: Eukaryota; Metazoa; Chordata; Mammalia; Chiroptera; Vespertilionidae. Bases 38 to 748 code for a protein of 236 amino acids. Gene Ontology annotation, molecular function: GTPase activity. Gene Ontology annotation, biological process: intracellular protein transport. The transcript has 8 exons. The record is from RefSeq and is a predicted model, not a curated record. Gene Ontology annotation, cellular component: endomembrane system.